Marmota flaviventris (yellow-bellied marmot) is the source of this 939-nucleotide messenger RNA. RefSeq names its product olfactory receptor 6C74-like. Gene Ontology annotation, biological process: G protein-coupled receptor signaling pathway. The record is from RefSeq and is a predicted model, not a curated record. Gene Ontology annotation, molecular function: G protein-coupled receptor activity; olfactory receptor activity. Gene Ontology annotation, cellular component: membrane. Lineage: Eukaryota; Metazoa; Chordata; Mammalia; Rodentia; Sciuridae.
AUGAGGAACCACACAGUAGUGACAAACUUCAUUAUUGUAGGACUGACAGAGGACCCAAAUUGGGAAAUUGUAAUUUUCCUUUUUCUAUUUGUAACAUAUCUUUUGAGUACUACAGGAAAUCUUACCAUUAUCCUUCUGACCUUGCUGGAUCCCCACCUCAAAACACCCAUGUAUUUCUUUCUAAGAAAUUUUUCCUUCUUAGAAAUCACACUGACAACUGCCUGCAUCCCUAGAUACCUGGUCAGCAUAGUCACUAAGGAAAAGACUAUUUCCCGUGAUGCUUGUUUGGCACAGGCACUUUUUGCUGUUUUCAUAGGUAUAACACAGUUUUUCCUGUUGGCAGCUAUGUCCUAUGACCGCUAUGUGGCCAUCUGCAAACCCCUUCAUUAUGCCACCAUUAUGAGCAGCAGAGUGAGCCACCUGCUGGUUGCUGCCUGUUGGAUAGCUGCUGGGGUAGCAAUUACCCCUGGAGCUAUAGUGAGUCUGACCAUAGAAUUCUGUGAUGGCAAUGUAAUUGAACAUUUUAUUUGUGACUACUUUCCUAUCCUGAAACUCACCUGCACAGACACACACAACAUAGAAUUGUCAAAUUUUAUUUUAGCCAUUAUCACCCUCUUGAAUACACUGGCACUGGUAUUAUUCUCUUAUAUCAAAAUCAUAACAACAGUUCUGAAGAUCCCUUCUGCCCAGGAGAGAAAGAAGGCUUUUUCUACCUGUUCCUCCCACCUGAUUGUGGUCUCCAUCUCUUAUGGCAGUUGUAUUUUUAUGUAUAUCAAACCUUCUGCCGAGGAAAGGAUAUCUUUAAACAAGGGGGUAUCAGUGCUCACUGUUUCCAUUGCACCUGUACUAAAUCCUUUCAUUUAUUCCCUAAGAAAUAAGCAAGUGAUACAAGCCCUGAGGGAUCUAGCAAAAAGAUGUACCUUUACAACUUUGAAAUAA